Messenger RNA from Myzus persicae (green peach aphid), 6314 nucleotides. RefSeq lists its product as uncharacterized. The transcript is spliced from 19 exons. The record is from RefSeq and is a predicted model, not a curated record. NCBI's taxonomy places the organism in Eukaryota, Metazoa, Arthropoda, Insecta, Hemiptera, Aphididae. Gene Ontology annotation, molecular function: protein binding; serine-type endopeptidase activity. Gene Ontology annotation, cellular component: plasma membrane. Gene Ontology annotation, biological process: proteolysis. The coding region runs from base 450 to 5588 and encodes 1712 amino acids.
AGUCGGUUGUCGGUGAGUCGGUGUCUCGACAGUCGUUUACUACCCGUCCGACAUUGCGGUCGGUGCGUCCAGUUUUUUUCUCAGUGCACCUGUUCCUCCCUCAUAUAGUUACGGUUCCGUCUUUUGUCCGUUUUUAAUUUUGGCGCCAUCCCCUCGUUGUACCGAGUCGGUUUUCGUCACGUACUCCCCCGGCACCUCCCCGUAUCCGCACUGUAAUAAUAAUACUAUUAAACGAUCGUACCGAGUGCACGUGGUGAAUACAAGACGUAUUUAAUUAACCAGUCCUACCUAUAUCAAAAACGAGCAGCUCGCGCCCAGACGACCCGUCGUAUCAGAAUAAAGAAAAGUUUGCCAACAAAAACGCCGAAUAGUUUCAGCACUUUUUUACAAUUUGACAUGGUAGUAGUAGUGUCUGUGGAAAUCUGAGUGGUUACGGAGACUACGGGGACAUGUCGACAACCAGUGGCGGUGACACUAAAUUCAUGCAAGAGAACUCUGUGACCACCUUAUACGACGGUGACCGGACGGUUGCCAACCAUAGAGUGUCGCCACCGUCCUCGUCCAAUGCCGACAGUGGUUUGGACAAUUCUAACACAGAAUCAUCUGCUGGCGACGCUAAACUCAUUAUAGACGUUCCCGACUUUUCCAAAGAAAUGGAAACACCUCGCACGGGUAUUGAUAACCCGAGCUUUGAGACUGAUAAAACUGACGUACCAAAACCUAUAUCUAACGGGCAUAAUGGUACCGUUAAUCAAGAAAAGGAUAAAAUGGCUGAAGCUGUGAAUUUAGAAUUAAUUAAUAUGAAACCAUUCGGCAAAAGCAUUAAUGGCAAAGAAAAUGGAGUUCCCACGAAAAAAAAAGAAACAGCUGUCAAUAUGAAUGAUACUUACGAUGACUAUUUUAUCCCGGUGAAUGAACAUAAAAAAUACAUAAGGGGUGGAGAAAAAUUGUAUGUAACCAAAGAUAAACGAGAUAUGAACCAGUCUAAAAAACCAUUUAUUUGUUGGGUGUUUGGCUUAGUCUUAUUGGCUGCUGCUGUCAUCGUCGCGAUUUUAGCGUCAACCGGUAUAAUAUUCAACAACGAAACCGCAGUGGAGAGUCGGAAUUUCAUGGAGAAUGAGAAAAUUGCUGGUUUUGGUAAUCACCUUGGACAUUUCUCAUCAGUCAGCCCACCUCCUAGUGUAGAAAGUUCGAGUCCAUUUAGCCCUCCAACCACCGAUAUGUCGGGAGUUUACCUUCCUAGAACAGUACAAGGUGAAAUUGUUAUUGACAAUAUGCAAUUCACUCCUGACUUAGCAAACAAAUCGUCUUCAGAAUUUAAAACAUUAGCUAGUUCAAUCGAAACCGAGCUAAAAAAUGCUCUUUUUAAAAAACAACCGUUGAAUAGUGUUACUGAUGAUGUACAUAUUAAAGUCAUUGAAUUUUCUUCUGGAAGUGUAGUAGCUAAAUAUAGAAUAGGAUGGGAAUAUAAAGAUGAUAAUGAACCACAAGAUCUCAUUGAUGCAGUAACUCUUAACACUCGAUUAGAUAGUUAUUUACGGGAGACUAAUGGAUUUUUAUACAAUUAUAGAGUUCCUAUCCAUAGAUUGCGCUCAGAUCUUGUUAUGGAUAAAUGCAAAACCGAUAACGGAAAAUGUUCCCAUUACUGUUCUUACGAUUAUACAAGUUUAGAAUUUGUAUGUUCGUGUCCAUCUGAACUUACAAUAAGUGAAAAUAUGAAAGACUGCAAGCGAAUUAAUGGUAACCAUGAUAAUAUAGAUGAUAUUAACGAUAAUGAUAAUAAACAUAAUGAAGAAGACAGCUUUGACACUAAGUCCGAAUAUGAUUCUUUUUCGGAACUUGAACCUAGUUUGGUACCUGAACAAAAAUCGGAAGCAGAGCCUGAACCAAGUUCAAAGCAUGAUCCUAGCUCAGAACCUGAAUUGAAAUCUGAACCAGAGCCAAGUCCAGUACCUGAAGUCAAAGAUGAACAAAAACCUAAUUUUAAACCAGAAAUGGAGACUGAACCGGAGCCAAGUUCAGUACCUGAAGUAGAACCAGAACCAAAAUCAAGUUUAGAACCUGAAAUCGUUGCAGAAUCUGAUCCUAGCCCAGAACCCGAAGUGAAAGCAGAAUCGAAGCCAAGUUCAGUAUCUGAAGUAAAAUCUGAACCAGAGCCUAAUUCAGAACCAGAAGUCAAAGCAGCACCGGAGCCUAGCUCAGAACCAGAAGUCAAAGCAGCACCGGAGCCUAGUUCAGAACCAGAAGUCAAAGCUGAACCUGAGCCUAGUUCAGAACCAGAAGUGAAAGCUGAACCAGAACCAAGUUCAGUACUCGAAGUUAAAUCUGAACCAGAGCCUAGUUCGGAACCAGAAGUCAAAGCUGAACCAGAACCAAGUUCAUCAUUACCUGAAGUCAAAUCUGAACCAGAGCCAAGUUCUAUACCUGAAGUAAAAGCUGAACCCGAGCCAAGUUCUGUACCUGAAGUCAAAGCUGAACCUGAGCCUAGCUCAGAACCAGAAGUGAAAGCUGAACCAGAGCCAAGUUCUACACCUGAAGUAAAAGCUGAACCCGAGCCAAGUUCUGUACUUGAAGUCAAAGCUGAACCUGAGCCUAGUUCAGAACCAGAAGUUAAAGCUGAACCGGAGCCAACUUCUGUUUCUAGUGUAAAACCUGAAUCCGAAGUGAAGUCAAAUCAGCCAGAAAGUCCAGAACAAAAAAUAAAAUCAGAAUCAGAAAUGUUCACAAAAAUUGAACCAGACACCAAACCGGAACCGGAACCUAGUGCAGAACCAGACUCAAAAUCAAGUUCAAUUGACACUUUUGAAUCAUUAUCAGACGUAGAUAUAAGUUCUGACUCAGAUCUCGCGGAGCAAAAUAAUAAACCAUUUUCAAGUUCUUCAACAGAGACAUCAAUUUUAAAUAUGGACCAAUCUGAUAGAGAAGCAAAAUCACAUUCAGAAGAAGUAUUCAGUCAUGAAAUCAAACCUGAAAUGACUUAUACUGUAUCAACAGAGUCUGAAUUUGAAACGAAAACUGAGUUACCGUCUAAAGACAAUUCUAAACCCAAAGAAAGUUCUGAAUUGUUAGGAAAUGUUGAUUUGAAUGAUCCAGAAGAAUCCAGUACAGUUCCAUCGAUUACCGAAAAUUGGUUGACUACGUCUGCAUCUGUAAUUUCAGGUAUUCCUAAAUUGCCCAGUGAUUUGGAAGUAACAGAAAAAGAAAAUGGAUCUGCGGAAGAGGAAAUGAAGACAGAAUCUUUAGGUUUUGAACAAAUGGAAUUAAAAUCCGAAAAUAAAUCUACUAUUGAUUUAAUAUCGGAAUCCCACAGUAAAAGUCCAAUUGAAGAAAUAACCGAAAUUCCAGAACUAACUAUUUCAGACCUGACCAUUCCAACUAUAGAUGAAGGUACAACCAUGAAAGAAGAUAUGAAUUUAUCUAUUAAAGAAUUGGAAAAUAUUACGAGCGAACAUGUUACCGAAUUUAUUGAUAUGACCACUAUGGCUUCAACUAAUAAUCAAGAAGUAAUUAAUCCAUUGCAUAUCUCAACAGAUCCAAAUUCCUCAGAAAAAAAGCAUUCAGAUGAUUUGAUAACUUUGGAAAAAACAAGUAUACCUGACCCUACUAAAAAGUUACAGUCUCUAACAUCUCUGGAAGAUCAGAUAACUAAUUUAACCAAUGUUGAUGUCGUAAGUACAUCUACCCAAAGUAAUAUUGACAAUUUCAAUGAAAAUAGUUCACCUGAUGAACAAGAUACGAUAGAUCAAAUUAUCACACACUCGGGUGAAUCAAACUUUUCAGAUGUUGUUAAUGAAAAUGAUAAUAUGAGUGCCUUAGAUUUAUACCAAAAACCAGAGUCAAAAAAAAAAGAUAAAAAGACAUCUAAAAAUCCUGAAUUUUAUCUUUCUGAUAGUGGAUUUACAAAGAGAAACAAAACCAAAACAGAAAAAGAAAACAAAAAAAAUAAUAAAUCAGAUUCCAUAGAUAUGAUGCCAGAAUUAUUAAAUUCAAACAAAUGUGAAGAAGGACAAUUCCAGUGUAUAAACGGUACUACCAAGGACGGCUCAUAUUGUAUAAAAAUGUCGUCAAGAUGUGAUACAAAUAAAGAUUGUACUGACAACUCAGAUGAAUAUGACUGUGCUGAAAAUGCUUGUUCUGGAAAUUUCCAGUGUAAAAGUGGAGAAUGUCUACAAAGAAAUCUGGUCUGCAAUAACAUAAUGGAAUGCGAAGAUGGCAGUGAUGAACAGUCUUGUGAUUUAUGGAAGUGUACCAAUGACGAAAAACAAUGUACUGGUGGACAAUGUUUACCAUUAUCCUAUUUUUGUGAUGGAAAAUCUGAUUGUAAUGACCAUUCAGAUGAGCUACAAUGCAAUAGUACUUGUGAUGGGUAUCAAUGUUCUAACAGUUAUUGCAUAUCGAGUACCUUACGGUGCAAUGGAGUAAAUGAUUGUACCGGAGGCGAAGACGAACAAAAUUGUGAAUGUAAUUCCGACCAAUUUAAGUGUAAUACGGGGUCAGAAUGUAUUCCUAAAAACCAAGUUUGUGACAAUAUAGCACAGUGCACAGACCGAAGUGAUGAAUGGCAAUGUGUCCAACUCGAUGGAGCUCAACUUUUCGCAAAAAAAGAAAGCGAAGUCGCCAUGAAAGUAUGUAGUGAUAAUUGGACAGACACCUGGAGCAACUUUGUGUGUCAAAGUCUUGGAUUUACUGAAACAAAAACAACUAAUUUCCGAGCAAAUGAAAACUCUACCGAAAACGUUGUAGGUUAUCUUAAGUUAAGAGAUAACUCAACUUUAAAUAGUUCUAAGAGUUUGACGGGAUAUCUUGAACCAGCGUCGACAUCUUGUGAGACUGUGGAAAUCAAGUGUUCUUCUAAGCACCUGUGUGGAGAUUUUGGAGGCAAAGAUCCACUAUCAAUGGAAAUGUGGCCUUCAGUUGUCUACCUUCAUAACACAAAAACCCAUAAGUCAUGUACAUCUAGUCUUGUAAAACGGAAUUGGAUACUAUCGUCUUAUAGCUGUGUACAUUCUAUCGAUGAAUCUCUAUCUCCUGAACAAUGGGAAGCGGUUUCAAGCAAAUCUCGAGUAGCGAAUGAACAGAAUUUAACAAAAAGAUCGGUUUCUAGGAUAAUUAGUCAUCCUGGAGUAAAAUUCGAAAAAUUACAUUAUUUCAACGACUCGGUAUUAGUAGAACUUAGCAUACCGUAUGAUUUAUCAGACGAAGUAAAUACAAUUUGUUUACCCGAACAAGUUGUUGAUAACAAACAACCAUGUGUCACUGCCAGUUGGUCUUAUGAGUCUCCAGGAGUUUUCAAACAGUUUUCACGCUAUUUGUCUGAACCAUUAAUGCAAACAGAUUUGUGCAACUCAACUAAACACUAUAAUGGUUUCCUAACAGAAAAGGAAAUCUGCGUUGCUUCGGGAGAAAUGGAAGCCAGUAAUAUGGAAAUUGGAUCACCAUUAAUGUGUUUGGCGGAAAAUGGAUUGUGGCAGGUACAAGGCAUGCUCAGUUACCGGGGUGGUUACGGCCGAUCAUCAAAACCAUCGCUUUACAACGCAAUCGUAGAAUCUGUACCGUGGAUAGAGAACACAAUAGCAUUUGGUGUUUAACAUGUUCUCUCGGUCAGCCCCCCCCCCCCCCCCAUACGGAACUAAAUAAUUAACAUUUUAAUAUUUGCAAAAGUAUUUAAUAAUAAUAAUGAAACGAAAAUCUAUUAAACGACGGCCGUUAUAUUAUCUAAAGCGUCGUUAUGUAUACUUUUUUAAAAGGGAUAUUAUAUUCAUAUAAUAUUAUAUUAUAAUGUAUUUGAUAUUUUAAGUACCUACUUUUAAUUUUUUUUUUUUUUACUUAUGUUUUAAGAGAAAUUAAUCAUGUAAACUUAUCUAAUUAUACGGUAUAUUAUAUGUAUACGGUUAAUUAAUAUUUAAAUUCAUAGGCUUUUAUAAUGCGGCAUGUUUUUGACACGAGUAAAUAGCGAGUUGCCAUAUUGAUUUAUAGGAAUAUUAUUCAUGUCUGUAAAAUAUUAUCCGUCCAUUUAUUAUUAUUAUUAUUAUUAUUAUUAUUUUGUAUUUUAUAUUAUUAACCAGUAUAAUAAUAUAUACGAACAUGUUCCUUCGGUCGACCGUUUACAUUGUUUCGUGUGUUGGACACGCGAUCAUAAUAUUAUAAGCUUCAUUUAGUUUCGUUUAAACGACUGUAUGUCAGUCGUGCAACGGUCUCAUCGACGUAAACGCUCGUUAAAUCCCAAAAUUAUAUCUUUUAUACUUGUUUGUAAUUAUUAUAACAUUUUUGUAGUUGUGCUCAAGAAUAUUAUAUUUUAAUAUAUUAUUAUUUUA